UUUUACAAUCUGUCGGCCUAUCGCUGCCUGGUUGCUACAUUGAAAACUGAAAUUGCAGCUUAACGGUGUUGUUGUCAAGUGAUAGUUUGAAGGUUAGGUUUACUACUGUGAUUCUGUUAUUGUAAUUAUUUAUUAUUGCAAAACAUUUGUAAAUGAGUGUCAAGCAAAUAUCAAGUAUUAAUUUAUAUCAGCUAAUGUGAGUAGCAACCUAUAAAAAGGAAACGAAAGUAUGCGUAGCCAUUGUCGAAAUACGGAUCAUUUAUGGUGAUAAUAUGUCAAAGUCAAACAUAAGAAAAAUACCAGUUGACCCUACGAAAUGUAACAUUGACUCUCGGCGUCCAAGUGUAUUUGAAAGAUUAGGCACUAAACCAGCGGCCACAACGACCACCCAAAAUCCUUCAGACUAUUGCAGAAAUUGGGCACUCAACGGCAACUGUUCGUACGGCAAGAGUUGCAAAUAUGCACAUACACAUACUCUGAUAAGCCCUUCGAAACGAGUCAAGAAGGAUAAUGCUCCGACCAAUCCUUCACUGCUCAUCGAAGACCCCUUCAAGAGACUCACCUCAAAGAUUGUGAAGACAAGUUCCCACAGUCCAGACUUAAAUCUAGAAGAGUGGAACCAAACAGACUUGGAAUACGAGGACGAAAAAGUGUUGGAGAGACGACGACAGCUAUUACAAAGAGAGUUGGAGUUGCAGAUGAAAAAGGACAAGGAGGUCCAUGGAAAGGACAAGAUAAAAUAUAAGAAAAAGGCAAUGAGUAGCUCAUCCAGUUCUCGUAGUUCAAGUUCCUCCAGUAGCAGCAGCAGCUCCAGCAGCGACGACUCGUCCUCGAGUUCGACAUCGGACUCGCGGAAAAAGCUGAAGAAGUUCAAAAAGAGCAAGCACGUUGCAUCACCGGCAUUUGACGAGGACAAGGAUGUGCGCAAAAAGUCUAGAGCGAGAACACCGCUGGUCGGAGCGGCUCACGGUAGCAGCACGGCGAGCAGCAGUAAAUCCAAGGAGAGAACUCUGAGCGAAUCACCCAAACCGAAGCCGCGGGACAAGGACAAGGCGAGAGCUGCUGAGCGCGAGAGGGAGCGCGACAGGGAGCGAGAACGCGAUCGGGACCGAGACAAGGAGAGAGAGCGAGACGUGGACAAGGAGCGCUAUCACAAGAAAGCGCGCGAGCUCGAGAACUCGAGCAGCAGUAGUGGCAAGGAGACGGCGUCGCGCAAGCGCAGCACCGAUCGAGGCGACAAGCCGGAGCGCAGGGAGGCCGACAGGGCCAGGCCGCGUGGCUCCGAGGACAAGCCCAAGGGCACCGACAGCGAGCGUAUCAAGGAGUCGCGGCCUAAGGACCGGGAGCGCCGCUCGCGUACGCCCACCAGGCAGCAGCAGCCGGCGCAGACCGACGUGCAGUCGCAGCAGCCGUACGGCAAGGAGCCAUUGGCGGGCAAGGCCGACGGCAGCAAGUCGCGUCCGAAGAACGAGCCGCGCCACACGGACCGGCGAGGUUCGAGCCGCUCGCGCGACGUCCACAAGCGCGAGCGCAGCCGGGACCGCGGCAGCGACGACGGCCCUGUUAGUAAGCGGCCUGCGGGCGCGGCCUCACAGCAGUCCCCGGCCGUGCUGCCGAAGGAGGAACGCGCCCGGCUGCGCAGCCGCGAGCGCAGCAGGGAGCGCGCCCGCUGCGAGGGCAGGGACCGGGCGCCCGGCGCCGGUGCACAGCGCUCCCGGGAACGCGAGCGAGACCGCGAGCGUGAGCGCGACAGGGACCGGGAGCGCGAACGCGAGCGCGACCGGGAGCGCGAGCGCGACGCGCACAAGGGCCGUGGCUCGCGCGAGCGUCGGCGGUCCGCGGAGCGCGGCUCGCGUUAUAAGCCGGCCGCGGUCACGGCGCCGAGCGCCGGCGGCAAGGAGUCCGAGUCCGCGGCAAAGGUUCGUCCCGGCAAGGCGCAACCGCAGCUGUCCUCGUCCGCGUCCUCCAGCUCGCGCUUCCCGCCGCGCGAGCGCUCCGUCGAGCGCACGCCCCACGGCCACCGGCGGGCACCGUACAAGGGCCGCGCCAGUGACAGUCCCCGGCCCCGCGGCAGCCUGGAAGCCUACGGCGGUCGCAAGCUGCCGCCACCCGCGGGUGCGACGCAGGAUCAGUGGCCAGGCCACGAGCCGGAGGAGGGUACCGACUACCGCGAGGACGAGGUGCCGCCGCGGGCCCGGUCGGGCAAGCGCUACCAGGAGCGGCCGUCCUCGCGUGGCCUCCAGUAUCUCGAGCCGGCCACCGGCCGCGACGAGGGCGGCGCCGACAGCUGGGAGGCGCUGCAGCAUCACGAGGCCGGCGCAGGCGCCCAGGACUGGGAGGAGCGCGAAUGGCGCGGCGCCAGCCGAAGUGCGCUCUGGGACCGCGAGGGCCUGACGCACGCGGACGUCCUUGAGGUUGAGUGGCCCGGGUCCAAAUACGAGGCCGACUGGAAGCUGGCCGACGCGCGCAAGUGGGACCUUCGGCCCUACAGAGGCGAGCUCGUCGAGGCUGGGCAGCCGCAACAGCAGCAGCACGGCUGCAGCACGAGCAAGCGGAGGUCUUUCAACGCGCCCGAACAACGCGAUGAAGGGCCGCUGGCGACGAGUCACGCGGCCAAGCAGGCCCUCCACAACAGCAUGAAGGACGAGCCCAUCAACAAGAAGUUGAUGGAGCUGGCCGAGGGCAGGCCGCGCCGUAGCCGCGAGAAGUCUGCGGACAGCUUCCACAAGAAGGCGCCAGCGACGAAGGAGCGGCCCGAGUCGAGGGAGCCGGGCGCGGCGCAGCCACAGCCACCGGCGCUGGCUCCGCCUCCGCCGCCCGAGCCAAAGCGGUCGAGCUGUGCGGACGAGGCAGGAGGGCCCGCGCUCUCGUCUCUGCACGCCGAGAGCGACCUCAGCGACAUCAGCGACGAUCCCGAUGACAUCCUCGACAUGGAGGACGACCUGCCCGUGGCCAUCGAUAGAAGGCCGCCGCCCGAGGCCGACCGCGACUCCAUCUCCGUCCACAGCCAGGAGCUCUCGCAUGCCUCGCCCAGGGCACCACCGCUUGACACCGAUUCCACCGCCUCCUUCGCCAAAGACAAAGACGGCGCCGAUCCCUACAGUGCCAAAAACCACAUCGAGGAAGAGAGUCUGGAGACUAUGGACUUCGAAGAGAUUUCCGAUGGUGAGCUCGAGGAGGACAUCAAGACGAGCUGCAAAGGGUUGGGCGAUGCUCUCGGGGUCGAUUGGGAGAGCCUUGUCAAUGAGUCGCAACCCCGGCGCUGCUACCCGGCCGGUCACGACAGCGUUCAUGACCGUUGGCAGUGCAAAGCUGUAUUCCAGCGAAUUGGCAUUUCCGUUAAAGCUACGGGUCUGGAGUUGUCGGAACAAAUUUUACAAAAAUACUCGCAUGAUGAAUCAUCGCAUGACCUGCUUCUGAGUAAUGUAGCCUUCUUACAUACAGCGUUGGCCCGGAGAAACUUACUAUCCAAUUCAAUGUACAAACUGAUAAACAAUGAUGACUUACUUUAUAGGUAUAAUAUAAGUGAUAACAAUGCUGAGCGAAUCGACAAUUUCAAGCCAUGUACACUUUUGUACGAAGAAGCUAAAUUGCGUCUCGAGCAGAGCGCAUGAAUGAAAAUGUAAAAUAAAUAAUAAAGUUGACAGGAAUAGCGCUUACUAAUCGAAA
This is a messenger RNA of Phymastichus coffea, 3669 nucleotides long. Its product is annotated as zinc finger CCCH domain-containing protein 13-like. The coding region runs from base 273 to 3614 and encodes 1113 amino acids. The transcript has 8 exons. The record is from RefSeq and is a predicted model, not a curated record. Gene Ontology annotation, cellular component: RNA N6-methyladenosine methyltransferase complex. Gene Ontology annotation, molecular function: metal ion binding. Lineage: Eukaryota; Metazoa; Arthropoda; Insecta; Hymenoptera; Eulophidae.